Molecule: messenger RNA, 4793 nt
Organism: Cladocopium goreaui
Lineage: Eukaryota; Dinophyceae; Suessiales; Symbiodiniaceae
Source: the annotation of a GenBank genome assembly
AAGGCCCCAUGUCAUUCCAUGGCUGAUCUUAGGUGGUGAGGAUGCAACCUCGCUCGCGUGCAGAACGACAAAGGGAAGCUGCAGCUGCGGCUGCUGUCACAGAGGAGUCUUUACAGCAGGAAUGGAGCGUUCAACGAGAGCUCCAUUUGCAGAACCGGGCGGUGGAGAGAUUUCGAGACAAGGAGAAGGAGGUGCAACACAUGGAGGCAGCUGCCGAUUUGAUGCCAGAAGGCUCUGAGGAGCGUGGAGACUUGAUGCGGCAGGCCGUACAUCUCCGUGUCGAGUUGGAGCGGGAACAAGCCAAGAACCCUGAACUGAAGCAGCUUCUGAAGGCGGAGGCCGAGGCAGCAGCGCAAGCAGCUAAUGACAAGUCCACGCCUGCCACGGAAGGGCCCAAGAUUCCACGCCCUGCAGCCUUUGGUGCCGGAAAAGAUGCUGGAAAGGGUGCUCAGAGAGGACUUUUUGGUCCUGCUGGAUCAGGCAAUCCUGCGGGAGGACUAUUUGGAUUGCCAACUCAGGCUCCACAGAGGUCGGGGCUGGCAGAACCCAGGUCUCCAGCUUUGCAGCAGACCUUGAAACCAGCUGCAGUUGCCGAAGGAAGGAGCUCUGCAUCGCCACAACCAGUUCCACCAACCCGUCCCCAGCCGGCGCAGCCUGGACGACCUCAUCCCAUGGGACCACGGGCUGCACAGCCCCAGGCUGUGCAGGUGGCUGUGCCGGCGGUGCCGGCGGUGCCGCCGGUGCCGGUGCCGGCAACGCAUGCGGUGGCACAGCCAACGUCGCCCAGUGGCCUUGAGAAUUUGGGGAACCAGGAUGCUGAGCGGCGCAGGAAGCAGAAUGAGGAGUUGAAGCGCAUGCUGGAAGAGCAGAUUGCAGAGAAGGAGCGGCAGAGGCAGGACGCACGUUCCCAGCGCCGCGGCGAAGGAGGAGACGUGCAGAAUCCGAUGGCUCCCUUGCAGGGUCGUAGUCCAGCGGUGCAGCCUGUCCGGCAGGACCUAAAUCCCAGAGAGGCUCGACUGCAGAGCAGGGCCGCAGAACGACUUCGAGAAAAGGAGAGGGAGGUCUUGCAGGCAGAGGCCAGUGCCCGGCAGAUGCCGGAGGGAUCGGAUCAGCGUGCCGAUAUGCUUCGGCACGCCCUGCAACUUCGUGUGGACUUCGAGAGAGCCCAGGCUCGCAAUCCUGAGCUGCGGCAGUUUAUGGCACCAGAGCUACACCAGGACGUACCCUUGGGCCAACCAAGUCAACCUGCGAUUCCCAGACAAGGUCAUGGCGGUGAAGUUGGGCAGCCAUGGCCACACGAGAGGGCAGUGCAGCAACCUCUGCAAGCCCAACUACCUCCUGGCAACUACCCACCCUACGUGGGAGCACUGCCACCUUUUGUAGACCAGACACCACUGCCGCAAGCCUAUGGAGUGGAUGCCCAUCUGCAUCCACAGGUACAUCCACAGAUAUAUCAGGGUCCAGUGGGUCCAGUAGCUGAUGCUUAUCUUGGGAUGCCACCAGGUGCCAUGCCUGGGAUGCCACCAGGUGCCAUGCCUGGGAUGCCACCAGGUGCCAUGCCUGGGAUGCCACCAGGUGCCAUGCCUGGCAUGGCCCCAGGGCCAGGACCUGGAGGGCCUGCACCUGGUGUGGCGACACCCACUGGGCUCAACAACUUGGGAGGAGAUGGCCAGCAGGAGCAACGAAGGAAGAGGCAGGAGGAAAUGAAACGAGCUCUGGAGGAACAGAUUGCAGAGAAAGAGCGGCAAAAGAAGGAAGAGGCGGAGAAUCGAAGGCAACGGGAUCGGCAAAUUGAGGUCCCCAUUGCCAGCCAAAUGCCUGCGGGUGGCCAGAUGGUGCCGCAGGACCCAGGAAUGUCGCCGCAAGUUCCAGCCAUGGCCAAUAAUAUCGAGGGCCAUCGUCUGGGUCAUCAAGAAGAUCCAGGUGCAGAGCAGCGGCGCAAGAAGCAGGAGGAGAUGAAACGAGUCUUGGCAGAGCAAAUUGCGGAGAAGGAGCGGCAAAAGAAGGAGGAAGAAGAGCGGAGGCGGCAAGAAGAGGAAGCAGACAAUGAGCGGAUUCGCCGCGAACAACAAGCUGAAGACGCCAGGCUGGAACAAAGGCGGCAAGAGGAGGAAGCCAGGCAGAAGGCGUUGCAGCAGCAGAACGCCGCCGCGGCCGCGCAAGCCGCUGCCGCUGCACGCCGGGAGGAAGAUGAUGAACCCCCAGGGCCCUUGCCCAAUAAGCACCAUGGGAACCACAGCAGGGCAUCCAGAACCACAAGAGAUACCCAGAACCAGGGAUUCAACAACAAGUCUGAUUUGUUUGGUUUGCCGCCCUCUGCACCAGCUGCAUCGCCAACAGCCUCGCCAUUGCCCUGGGAGACCCAAGUGCCGCAGCCGCAGCAGUCAGGGACGUCAUUCAGAAGCAGCCGGCAUCAGGCGAGGGAGGCAGCGGCAGCGCACGGGAGCCUUCAUGCCGUCGUGAAUCCCAGCCACGCGGCUGGCAUGGGAUUGCAGGGCCAGGCACCUAUGGGUGACAUGCUGCAAGGCUUGAUGUAUCAGCAGCAGGAGUUGUAUCGCCAUCAGCAAGAAGCUCUGGCGCGAUUGCAAGAUGAAGCCGAACGUCUUCGGCAAGAGAAAGAGAUGGCCAAGCAAGACCUGCUGGAUAUGAAAGCCAAACAGCUGGAAGAGAAGGAGAAGGAUGUGAAGAAGUUGCAGAGAAAGCUCCAGAGACAGAUGUUGCUGCAAGGUGGGACCCAGCUGGCCCCCAUGGACAGCAUGCUACCCUCGGUGAGCUCCACCCCACGGCCAGACGGCAGUGGAGCGCUGGUGACCAGCGGAGCCGUGGAGGGUGCAGCAGCGCCAGCAUAUCUGGGAGAUUUCUAUUCCAAAUACGAGACACCCAAGGAGCCACAGCAACUGCGAACUGAGAGGGUCGAAGCGGAAAGUGGCUACCCCUCGGAUGACGACUUCCGGAAAAUGCGUAUGGAGUCAAAUGACCCUUCCGCAUGGCCUGUGGCCCCUGUGCCAUGGCUCCAAGCGGAGAACGAGCAGAGCCAGGAUUUGAGGGAUCCCAAGGAACCCAGAAUCAUCUCCAGCAUCGAGGCACCAAAUCCCGCCAGCAUUGGCGCCUCACUCUUUGAGGACAGUUGGGGAAAACCAUUGGAAAACACAGGUCAGGUUGAAGCUCGGCUGGAUCAAACCAAAGACAGCGCCAGGGAGGUCAUCGGCAGCUCAUCCAAGGUGAUCACAAGUUACAGUCAACUGGGGAAGGCAGGUGAUCCCUUUGGUUCCACCAAGAUGGAAGGAACUCUGGUGGGUGAAUCCAAGUUCCUCCAAGCUGACCCGCAAGGCUGUACCAUGGGGGCCACUUGGAAAGAUGCGGCGGAGAUGAGUGGGCAGGCAUUGCCUUCCAUGAAAACGGGCAUGGUGGAACAGGAGAAGAGUCAGAAGACCAUCAAGCAUGAGAUUGAGAGCUCCAGUUUGGGCAGCACUUCCAAACUCUUGGAAUCCCUUCAGGUGAAAAACGAGGAUGACACCACAGAUCCCUUGCGCAUCCUGGAGGGUGCCGUGAAUGCGAUUCGUGAGGCCCGGCAUGAGGAUGGCGGCCAUUCCUUGACAAGUUCCGCGUUCCUGAGCGCCAGAACGUCAGGGCUGGGCUUGGAUGGCGAUUUUGGGGCUGGCGAUUCGGUGACCCGAAGGGUCGACAUGGCUGCUGCUGAAAUUCCCCUGGAGGAUCUGUUGCAAUCGCAGCAGGGCUGGGGCAAUGUCCUCCGACACUUCGGGGCAGCCGCAGAACAAGAGGCACAGGAGAAACCCUUGCGACGGCAGGAUGCGAGCCAUCACAUUGGUGAGGGAAGUGAAGGAGGUUACCCCAGCCUCCAGAAAUUGGAGCGCCUGGAUCAAACAGAGCUAAGCUCCUUUCAAGGUGCUGAUCAGUCAGGUCGGAGUGACAGGGUGCAGGAUAGUCUCGAUCUAUUGCAAGAUCUACAGCAGCUUCAGGCCACCAGUGGCUCUGCCACCAAUGGCACGAAUGGCACCAAUGGUUGCCUUGGGCAGCUGGGAACUCUCCAGCGACCCAUUGUAAAAGAUGACUUUGCAGCUUUGGCAGCUGCCACCCCAGAGGAUUUCGAUGCAUUCCUGGCACGACUGAAGGGACAGGAAGCUGGAAGCUCCCGGGGUCGCUCCCCUCAAGUCUCGAUGAAUGUGAAGGAACGCGCCAAGUUCGGAUCCCCGACCCUGCGCGCAGCUGGGUCCAUGCUGGGUCACCUCGAACCGCCCAGCGGCCACAGACCAGAGAGUGGCAGCAGCGGGACCAGCGACCUGUCGGCGCCAGGUGCCUUGAGGGAGCUGCGGAAUCAACGAAAAAAACCCAAGACGGCGGAGGAUUUGUUGCUGCACGGCUCCGAUUUGAUGAUCCCUGGCCCCGCUGUGGGUGGACCUGGGACUAGUCUCCAUGCCACCAUGCCAGCGGAGAAGCGCGAAGUCAUGGGUGGCUUGCAGGCUUUGAGACAAGAGAAGUACCAGGGCACCACCUAAGAUGAACCUAAGACGAAGUGAUGAAGCUGAUAGGGACCAAAACGGUCGACACCUGGAGCACAGCUGGCGAGAUUUUGGGACAAGAUGACCUUGGAGGCUCAGUGUGGACAGUGGGUGCUACAGCUUCGAUGUCUGAAAGGUGACAUGGUGCGACAGCGACCCAGAUCCAGGCCCGGCUUGUGAAGGCAUGAUGAAUCCCGCAUGACAAAUGUUGUAAAUGUUGCAAAGGUCACAUUUGCCACACCGCGUGUCUCAAAAAUCGAAGGGACCUCCGAC